AUGCUCUCCUGCAUCAUCCUGACGGUGCUAGUCUACUACAACAGCAGCGCCAAACCCACCACAUCCGUGGGGAGCGGCGGCGGCGGUGGCGGUGGCGGCGGUGGUGGCGGCGGUGGUGGCGGCGGCGGCGAUGGUCGUGGGGGCGACAACGGGGGACGUGCUUCGAUCGAGGAGUACCCGCGAGGAGGAGGGGUUGAGUUCUUGGGCAGGAACGGGACGGCACUGAGUGAGAGGGAGAGAUGGCAGUAUGAAGCAGGGUGGGGAGAGGUCCCCUUGGACGACUUGGAGGAAUGGGCGCCGCUAGGACCGGACCCUAUAGGGUGCCUGCCGAGAACGACUGCCAACCCGGCGGGGCAGCCGAAAGUUCUCGUGGGAUGGGGGUUCGGGGCCCCUAAGCUUACCCUCUACGGUUACCGUGCGCUAGAGAGCAUCAUCCACGUCUACCCAGGGGCGCGCGUCAGAGUAAUAACCGUCGGACCGCGGUUCGCGUUCUUUUACAAGUGGGCAAACAUCCUCGCUCUCACGCAGUUCCAGAAGUACAGCAAGAGGGGUUACGACGUCAAGGUGGAGAUAUACUUCGGGAAGGCGCUAGGUACCGUGAAGUUGAACGGGAGGAUGAUUCCGGGGCACAAGUGGUGGCGUCGUCAUGAAGACACCUUGCUCUACGGCCAAGGAAUGAAGAUCUCCACUUUCCAGGCGGUGGAAGAGGCGGUUCCGGACGCCUAUGUCACGGUCUACCUGGCGCUGUUGGAGCUCUACAAGUUCGGAGGCAUCUACGUAGAUCUGACGACAUUCUUCGUUCGACCGCUGCCUGCUGGUAUCGACGGGUUCGUGGCUGGAGGGGAAGGUCCCGGGAGCGCCGGAGCCGAGGGCGGGGGUGGGGAGGGCGGGGCGGGGGGCGACGGUAGUGAUUGUUCUGUCCCCACUUCAAAUGACAGGCUGCACAGGCCGCUCGUCAUGCAGUACCGUGCCCCACAACACCCGGUGGUGGAGUGUGUCUUGUCCGAGUACGACCUGGAGGUGUCGCCGAUGAACGAGUGCAUCGCCUUGUCCAAGAAUGACGGCUACGGGGGGAUAAACUGCGUCUUGGAGGCGUUGGAGACGUGCACCGAAAACAGAGGCCUGACGAACGACCUGCGGGAAGCCGGUGUAGUGGCGUGGCACGGAUGCAACUCCGCUACGGCGAAGUCUUACACCGCCCCUUCCCGCUCCGGGGCCUCCGGGGCGGACAUCCUGGAGGGUCUCACGGGAAUACCACCGCCGGUCACGCAUUCGCCACCGCCGGAAUCAGGCUCCGAAACUGCUUCCUCGAACGGGUCAAUGCCACCCGGCGAGAGCGACAUCACCGCCAAUGAACAAGGUAGACGAGAUUAUUCCUUCAUGUUCUUUGUUAUCGUAUGCAGCAAAGAAGGACGGGUCAGAUUUUGGACCUUUGAGAUCCGCUGGAUUUUUUUUUAUGGGAGAACGGUUUCUCCUGCGCAAGGGAACACGGGCACAGAGACGCGUGCGGGAAUGCCUCGAUUGCUGUCAAGUUGGUUCUGA
Molecule: messenger RNA, 1542 nt
Organism: Ectocarpus siliculosus
Lineage: Eukaryota; Phaeophyceae; Ectocarpales; Ectocarpaceae
Source: the annotation of a GenBank genome assembly